AUGGGCACAUAUUUGAGAAGCUUUGUGGUUAAAGCUAAAGAAGACAUAAGCAUUUCUUGUUUAGCUAAUAUCCCAAUGUUCAUGCAUAUUUACAGGGUCUUCAUUUCUCUUUUGCUGCUUUUAGUCCUUUUAGAGGUGACUGUGGAACAAGCUACGCACAGUCCUCUACAGAGAAUCUGUACAACGACCUUGUAUGAUCCAAAAUUGCCAAAUAUACCUCCUCUUGCAAAAGAAGAUGGGGAUGUCAUCAAUGAUCUGCUUGAGUGUUCUGGGGAAAUAAUAUCUCCAAGUUGUUCAAUUGGAUCAAAUUCCGUUACUUGCGAUUGUUAUCUUGAGAACCAAACAAGAUGUCGAGUAGUGCACAUAGAUUUCUCCAAUAGACAAUUACAAGGUAUGAUCCCUCCGGAGAUCGGAAACCUUCAGUAUUUAGAAAAGCUAUAUUUGAAUGGAAACAAUUUGCAUGGAUACAUUCCUGCAUCAUUCACAAAUCUUGAUAAUCUGGUGGAACUUUCUCUCUGUGAUAACUCAUUGGAAGGACCCAUUCCACCUUUCCUUGGUCGGAUGACGUCUUUAAAAAGAAUAUAUUUGUGCAAAAACUUCUUCGACCAACCAAUUCCUCGGGAAUUGAGUCUUCUCCCAUCGUUGGAAUAUUUAGACUUGAGUUAUAACUUCUUAUCAGGGAAAAUUCCGGCUGAGCUGGGACAUAUUAAGAGCCUCAUUGGAUUGUACCUCGUUGAUAAUCAACUCUCGGAUGUACUCCCGGAACAGCUUGGAAAUCUUGUGAAUCUUGAGGAGUUGUACUUGCAGAGCAAUGAAUUUUUUGGUCCCUUGCCGUUGAGCUUCAAGAGUUUGAAUAAACUGAGAUACUUCAAUGUGCGAGGGAACAACCUCAGUGAAUCAAUCCCAGAUAUUUUUGAGCAGUGGCAAGAUCUUCGUAUCAUGAAUCUGAUGGGGAAUAAUUUUUCUGCACCGUUGCAUGGCCAAUUCUCAAAGCUGAAGAAUCUAACAGAACUGCAUAUCAGUCACUUAGUUGGAGGAAGCUCGUCGUUUCCAGAUUUAUCCGGAACGAAACUUUUGGAAGUUUUGACAUUGAGGAAUUGUUCAAUAGCUGACCGCAUCCCUGUUGAGAUAUGGAAUUUACCUGACCUACGGUAUCUGGACUUGAGUUUCAAUAGUUUGUUUGGUGCAAUUCCGGAAGCUGUUAACAACUCGCUGAAGUAUAUAUUUCUGAAAAAAAAUAAUCUCAAUGAGACAAUUCCAGCUUGGAUGAAUUCUCCUUCAUACGUGGAUGUUUCUGAAAACCUUUUCAGAAAUGUGGGCAUUAGCCCCGGACAGACGCUAAACCCUGACUUGAAUCUGUUUGAGUGCUGCUCCAACGGAAAGGAUGAGGUUGCAAAGCGGGACCUAGUUGAUUUCGAUUGUAAGGAUGGAACUCAGUUUAAUGACCGUUUGUAUAUAAACUGCGGUGGUGAGUCUGUAUUAGUUGACGGAAGAGUUUAUGAAGCUGAUGUAAAUCCACGUGGUGAAUCAACUUUCUUCAAGAGUAAUGGAUCAAAUUGGGGCUACAGUAGUAUGGGAAACUUCUUAUGGGCAAGUCGUAAUAGGUAUACUGUAAAUGAUGGCCAAAUUCAUGUUGGUGAGGCCCAAUUGUAUAGCUCAGCACGUUUAUCCCCUAUCUCCUUGAAAUAUUAUGGAUUUUGUUUGAAAAGUGGAGUGUACGACGUGAAGCUUCACUUUGCUGAAAUAGCUAAUAUAGGUUCGCAUAGCGAAGCAGGGCGUCUCUUUGAUGUAGAUAUCCAGGGGGAAAAUGUGCUGAGAAACUUCAGCAUAGAAAAAGACGCGGAAGGUGUGGAUAAGGCUAAAACAAAGGAAUUUGCUGUUCCUGUGGACAACAACGGUCGACUGGAGAUUCACUUAUACUGGUCCGGAAAAGGGUCGGUCUUAUACCCAUCAGUGUACUAUGGGCCACUUAUAUCCGCAAUUACAGUAACUCCAAUGCAUCAGAACUGCCCGUUGGAGUGCUUGCUGGAAUUUCUGGAUUUGCAUUACUUCUUCUAAUAUUGUUCAUAGGUAUUUCCUGGAAAGUCCAAGACAAAUUACGUCAGGAAGAGCUAGAACAAGUUGAAUUGUACCCUGGAGGGCUUUACAACUACCGGAAAAUUAAAGCUGCGACGAAGAAUUUUGAUAGUAAGAACCGGCUUGGUGAGGGAGGUUUCGGGACUGUCUAUGAGGGCACUCUUUCGAAUGGGACUGCCGUUGCAGUUAAAAAGCUUUCGGCAACAAAAGACGGAAUGUGGGAGUUUGCGGAAAAGAGUCGUGCAAUUGCUGGAAUAAAACAUCCGAAUCUUGUAACACUAAUGGGAUGCUGUGCAGGCAAAAACCAACUUCUGCUUAUCUAUGAGUUCAUUGGAACCAAGUCUAUUGAAGAUGCAUUAUUUGGUUCAGACGAUAAACUUAGAGCAAGACUCGAUUGGCCAACGAGAUAUAGAAUUUGUCUUGGUCUAGCGGAAGGUUUAUCUUUUCUGCACGAGGGGUCCAAACAGGAAAUUAUACACGGGGAUAUUAAACCAGCAAACAUUAUUCUUGAUGAUGAUCUAAAUCCGAAGAUAUAUGAUUUCGGAUUUGCAAAGCUCUAUCACAAGCAAAAGUCAGAAGGAUCAAUGUCAUACACAGCGCCAGAAGUUAAAGAUCGCCCCUUAGAAGCUAGCGCGGAUGUGUAUAGCUUUGGAGUUGUCACACUUAUACUUUUCAGCGGAAGGAAAAUCAAAACCCCGAGGGCAGGUGGUGAAACUGACUACCUCGUGGAUGAGGCAGAAAAAAUGGAUCGGAGGGGAACUCUAAUGGAACUAGUCGAUCAUAACCUGAGUUAUGACUGGGAAGAAGCACAGAUGAUUCUACGAUUAGCAAUGGUAUGCAUAGAUUCACCGCCAUUCAGACCAACCAUGUCUACUGUCGUAAAGAUUUUAAAGAAAGAACGCUCAAUCCAAACCAUUUUGAUCAAUCCGGCUACGCCUGAGGGUAAGCUAGUGAUAUCCCAAGUUUUGUUUCCUUCUAGUGCUGCAAUCUCCUCCUUCAUUGCUUCUAUCCACCUUGGAUCUUUCACAGUUUCACUGAGUAGAGCCAAGAAUUCCUGCACUAGCUCCUACUGAUUUUUGAAUUUCAUCACUGAUUACCAUAGCAUAUGCUUGGUUAAUAGAUGGUAGUGGACUCAUGAGUAAAAUUUGACUUCUUGCCUGACUAUAAGAUUCAUUUAGCCCAUCAAGAACUGAAAUAGUUUUCACUUUUGGAGAUGAGCAACAUAAUCUUUGGAACUCUCACAGUUAAAACUAGGUAUUGGAACCAAAGCCUCAAAUUCUUCCCACAAAUCUUUCAGCCUUGAGUAAUAUAGGGAUACAGAAGUUGUUCCUUGAUACAAUGUGGCAAUUUCUUUGUGAAGAUUGAAUGUUCUUGAACCAUCAAGCUUAUUGAGCCUCUCACACAAAUCAUUCCAAACAGUUUGUGCACUAGUGGCAUACAUGAUCCCACCUAAUAGAUUUUUGGCUACUGCCCUUAUAAUCCAAGAAAGCACUAUUGCAUUUACUCUUUCCCAGUGGUUACUCAUUUAAGGAGGGAAUUUAUCCUUAGAGCAUGAACCGUUUACCAUCCUAACUUGUUUCUUCCUAGCAAAGACAAUCUCAUGGAUCGAAACCACACAGAGAAGUUUUCAAUUCCAGUUAACUGAAAAAAGAUGAUCUGCAGCCACUUACAUCUGAUGGAUGCAUAAAUAGUGGAUGGUUAUAAUCAAAUCCCACUGAAUGUUGAACUCCAAUUGCUCCACUAGCUGAAUUGGCUGAUUCUUCAGCAUGUACAUCAUUGUUAGAAGCCAUCACUAUAGUUGUUUUCUUGAUGUAAUUCUUGUAUGUGAUCUUUGUAGAUUUCAUAGUUUAGAAUUUGAGGAAGUUGAAUCACAGUAAUGGAAAUGAUUAAACAAAAUCGAUUGUUCUCUGAUACCAUGAACUUAAUCAAAGUUUCUCCAUGAUGAACUCUAUAAACUGGAAUGAAGAAGAAGAAAGAAGAAUAAGAAUGCAGAGACAGAGAAGAGUUUAGAUUGA
Capsicum annuum is the source of this 4091-nucleotide messenger RNA. Its product is annotated as probable LRR receptor-like serine/threonine-protein kinase At1g53420. Gene Ontology annotation, molecular function: protein binding; ATP binding; protein kinase activity. The record is from RefSeq and is a predicted model, not a curated record. NCBI's taxonomy places the organism in Eukaryota, Viridiplantae, Streptophyta, Magnoliopsida, Solanales, Solanaceae. Gene Ontology annotation, biological process: protein phosphorylation.